AUGGGGAGUACAUACAUUCAGCGAUUCAACCGGUACGCGAUCGAAAGCUCCAACGCUGACAACGAAGGGAUCGAAUGGAGGCGCCGCCAGCAAAGAGAAUGGACCCGUUUGAGCACCACCUUAGCGCUGCUUGCCACUUUGAUGGCAGCUAUCCUAGCCCUGACUCCAGAGCCCCCUGCUCUGGCGACCGCACUGUGGCUCAGCGGUUCAGUGGUCGCAGUCGUUGGCCUCUUUGUAGCCAACUAUUUAUCUGUCAAGGCGUUGGAUAUAUCUAACGACGAAAUGAAGAUUCUGGUCCAGAAGAAAAGAUUCUCUGGCGCACAUCUUGUCCCGAUAGCCAUUACCUGUCCACCUGUAGCCACGUACUGGUCGAGUUUACUGUUCACCAUCGGAAUGUUUGAUUACACCAUUAGAUUUCCCUUUCCUACUCGGACGCAUCUUGCUAUUGCCCUAGUGCCUAUGAUAGUUGGCGUUAUGAGUGUAAUCGCAACAAUGCUGUUGGGUGAGGUUUUAACUCGGGAUAUUGACCGAAGCCGCAAAAGAGCUUCUACUACCGAUAAUUCCGGUGCGUGA
Rhizoctonia solani is the source of this 573-nucleotide messenger RNA. RefSeq lists its product as uncharacterized. The transcript is spliced from 2 exons. The record is from RefSeq and is a predicted model, not a curated record. Bases 1 to 573 code for a protein of 190 amino acids. Lineage: Eukaryota; Fungi; Basidiomycota; Agaricomycetes; Cantharellales; Ceratobasidiaceae.